CCUAACAAAAACGCAACCUGCUGAACCAAAGGCGAAUAAAAUAUGAAAGUGUUACCAUCCCUAUUGGUGGGUGUAUUUGUUGUAACCAUCACUACCAGAUUUUCGGGUAACGCUCAACCCGCAACAUCCCCCACAGGAACGUUAGGAUCUAAUACACCGGUUACAGCCCCAACAGCCCCAACAACACCAUCUGUCACCGCCCCAGCAACAGCUUCUUCACCAACAAGUCCUAGUAGCAAUAAUGCUGCUGCGAGAAGGAGAAGACGAAGAAGACAAGCUGCUAGAAGAAGACGUGUGGCAAGAAGAAGGCAGCGUCAAGCCCUCCGACGUGCGCGUAGAAGAAGACAACGAAGGAGGCAAAGACGUCAACGCAGAAAUCAGAAUGGUUAGCUAUAACAAAAUUUCCUUCAACUCUAAUUACUUAUAUGAUG
Bactrocera oleae (olive fruit fly) is the source of this 431-nucleotide messenger RNA. The record is from RefSeq and is a predicted model, not a curated record. Lineage: Eukaryota; Metazoa; Arthropoda; Insecta; Diptera; Tephritidae.